AUGUCCGACUCGAAUAUUAAGGCGCAAGACGGCGUGGCCGAGGCCGCGACGGAUCCGAAUUUCGGCGUAGAUGAGAAGAGACUUAUGCGCAAGCUUGAUUUAUACAUAAUACCUCUUGUUAUGCUCCUUUAUACAUUUAGUUUCUUGGACCGUGUAAACAUCGGUAAUGCACGUCUUUACCGUAUGGAGGAAGAUCUUGGGUUGGUAGGGAAUCAGUUCCAAGUAGCUGUCUCUAUCUUCUUCGUCACGUAUCUCUUCUUUGAAGUGCCUUCAAAUUUGGUACUAAAACCCUUGACGCCUUCUCGAUAUAUCGCCUUCAUCGCUUUCGGCUGGGGAAUUAUUGCGACGUGUACGGGGUUUGUUCACAGCUAUGGCGCACUUAUUGCCGUGCGUGUGAUUCUCGGUGUUGUCGAGGCUGGGCUCUUCCCGGGUUUAAAUGUUUAUCUGACCUUCUUCUACACGAAACAAGAGCUCGCUCUUCGUGUCGGCUACCUCUUCGUCAGCGCCGCUAUUGCGGGUGCUCUGGGCGGAUUGUUAGCUUAUGGCAUUGGCCAGAUGGAUGGAAUUUCUGGGUACAGCGGGUGGAGAUGGAUCUUUAUCAUCGAGGGCCUCCCGAGCAUCGUCUUAGGCGUCGUUGCCUUCUUCUUCCUCCCCAACGAUAUCGACCAUGCCUACUUCUUGACCCCCGAGGAGAAGAAACUAGCCAACGAGCGGCACCUUCGCCACUACGGGUUCACCAAAAGCGCACAAAAGUUUAGUAAGAACGACAUGUUGGCUGCGUUUAAGGACUGGAAGGUUUGGAUGUUCUGCGUUGCGCAGUUUGGCGUAGACACUUUGUUAUACGGCUACUCUACGUUCUUGCCAACGAUUAUCCGAGGUUUAGGACAGUGGUCGACCGCGGAGAUUCAGUUGCUCACCAUUCCGUGUUAUUUCGUUGGCGCUGUGACUUAUAUGGGAAUCGCAAUUUUGUCGGAUCGAAUGCAGAUGCGCGGCCUCUUCACUGUGGCUUUUGGUGCUGUUAGUGUGGUUGGAUAUGGUGUACUGCUUUCAGACUCAUCAGCUGGCGUACAUUAUUUUGGCUGUUUCCUAGUUGCCACUGGACUUUAUGUUACCGUUGGCUUACCACUGGCUUGGCUACCAAGCAAUACGCCGCGAUAUGGCAAGCGCACAACAGCCAAUGGCAUGCAACUCACCUGGGGUAAUGCUGCUGGCAUCAUGUCAUCAUUCAUCUAUCCUAGUGCCGAUGGACCGCGCUACAUCGUGGGCAAUGCCGUCUCUUUAUCUUUAGUAGGAAUGGCCGCUUGCCUUUACGGGUUCUUGUGGUAUUGGUUCGCUAGAGAGAACAAGAAGCGUGGCGAGGGACCUCUUACGGCGGCACAUGAGAACUUAUCUGAAGAUGAACUCGCAGAACUAGGUGAUGAAAGUCCGAGAUAUAAUUCUAUGAGCAUAUACAGCUUCCUGAUCGCAGUCCGCUCCGACGGCCAGCAGCUAACAAACGAGUCGGGCGAUACCACCUCCCACCUCAUGGGCAUGUUCUAUCGAACUCUACGAAUGGUCGAUAACGGCAUCAAACCUCUCUAUGUAUUCGAUGGCGCACCCCCCAAACUAAAAUCGGGUGAACUUGCUCGCCGUUUCCAGCGUAAGGCCGAGGCUAAAGAGGGGCUCGAAGAGGCCAAGGAAACUGGUACAGCCGAAGAUGUGGAAAAGUUUUCUCGCCGAACAGUCAAAGUCACCAAGGAGCACAAUGCCGAGUGCCAGCAGUUGUUGAAGUUCAUGGGUAUACCCUACAUUAUUGCGCCAACCGAAGCCGAAGCACAGUGCGCCGCCCUUGCUAGAGCUGGGAAGGUUUAUGCAGCAGCCAGCGAGGAUAUGGAUACGCUAUGCUUUGAUAGCCCAGUCUUGCUACGUCACUUAACCUUCAGUGAAACGAGAAAAGAGCCGAUCCAGGAAAUUCACGUUGAUAAGGUCCUCGAGGGAUUGAAUAUGGAUCGCAAACAAUUCGUCGAUCUCUGCAUUUUACUUGGCUGUGACUAUCUCGAUCCUAUUCCCAAGGUUGGACCUAGCACUGCUUUGAAGCUGAUACGCCAGUACGGUACACUCGAGAAAGUGGUUGAAUAUAUCAAGAGUGACUCCAAGUAUACACUACCUGAAGAUUGGCCCUUUGAGGAUGCGCGAGCUUUGUUCUUUGAGCCAGACGUUCGCAAGGCAGAUGACCCCCUUUGCGACUUCAAAUGGGAUAAGCCGGAUAUUGAAGGAUUGGUCAAGUUUCUGGUGACCGACAAGGGUUUUAACGAAGACAGAGUCCGCGCAGGCGGCGCACGAUUAGAAAAAGCUACCAAGAGUUCGCAACAGGCUCGCCUAGAGGGCUUUUUCAAGGUAAUCCCCAAAACAGAUGAGGAAAAGGCCGUGCACAAGCGAAAACUCGAGGAGCAGAACGAAGCUAAAAAGAAGAAGCUGAAGGAAGAAAAGAAAGAGAAGGCUAAAGCUAAGGCGAAGCCUCGCGGAGGUGCUUAG
This is a messenger RNA of Daldinia vernicosa, 2514 nucleotides long. Its product is annotated as DNA-repair protein rad2. Gene Ontology annotation, cellular component: membrane. The coding region runs from base 1 to 2514 and encodes 837 amino acids. NCBI's taxonomy places the organism in Eukaryota, Fungi, Ascomycota, Sordariomycetes, Xylariales, Hypoxylaceae. Gene Ontology annotation, molecular function: nuclease activity; transmembrane transporter activity; DNA binding. Gene Ontology annotation, biological process: transmembrane transport. The transcript has 10 exons. The record is from RefSeq and is a predicted model, not a curated record.